Messenger RNA from Vigna angularis (adzuki bean), 1395 nucleotides. RefSeq lists its product as uncharacterized. The record is from RefSeq and is a predicted model, not a curated record. The transcript is spliced from 3 exons. Gene Ontology annotation, molecular function: RNA-DNA hybrid ribonuclease activity; nucleic acid binding. The coding region runs from base 1 to 1395 and encodes 464 amino acids. Lineage: Eukaryota; Viridiplantae; Streptophyta; Magnoliopsida; Fabales; Fabaceae. Gene Ontology annotation, biological process: DNA integration.
AUGGUCGCAUGGUCGGUGGAACUCUCAGAGUUUGGACUCCGCUACGAGCCUCGGGGCUCCAUUAAGGGUCAGCACUUAGUAGAUUUUGCAGCCGAGCUCACGCCCGUAUCCGACGAUUCGACACCAAAGUGGCUCCUCAACGUGGACGGCUCCUCGGACAAAAGGGGAGGAGGGGCUGGUAUCGUCCUGGAAGGACCAAAUGGUCUAGUCACGGAGCAGGCUAUCACAUGUAGAUUUCCAUCCAGCAACAACCAAGCCGAAUAUGAAGCUUUGAUUGCUGGUCUAACCCUCGCCAAGGAACUCGCGGUCGCUCGUUUAGAGUGUCGAAUGGACUCACAGUUGGAUUUCACCGAGGUCGGCAUCAUCCAUGUACCCCGGGAGCAGAACGCGAGAGCAGACCUCCUGUCUAAAUUAACUCACUCCAAGGAGCGCGCACAACUGUCUUCAAUCAUCAAAAUGACGUUCGACCAUCCGGUCGUAGAAGCUUUCGCCACCGAUGUUCCAGCGCCGACAACAGAUUGGAGGCAGGAAGUCAAGGAUCUGAUGAUGAAGCAGGAGCGAGGGGAAAAGAUUACCGCGCGUGAUUCCAAACGCAUCGCACGUUUUCUGUACAUAGGUGACGACCUCUAUCGACGCGGCCAUAGUACCCCUCUGCUAAAAUGCAUAUCAGUGGAAGAAGCUGACUACGUCUUGCGCGAACUUCACACCGGAAUCUGCGUUUUCAUUCAGGCCCACGGUCAGGUUGCCCACAUCCCUCCCGAAGAGUUACAUAGUAUCAUAUCUCCGUGGCCGUUCGCUCAAUGGGGACUCGACAUAUUCGGACCAUUACCCCUAGCCAAAGCACAGAGCAAAUUCCUCCUAGUCGCCGUCGAUUAUUUCACCAAGUGGAUCGAGGCCGAACCCCUAUCUAUUAUCAGCGCCCAGCGAGUACAAAAGUUCAUCUGGCAUUUAAUCUGUCGAUUCGGUCUACCACAAAAGAUCAUCACUGACAAAGGUCGACAGUUCGUCGAGCGCAAGCUAGAGGAAUUCCUCAGCAAUCUGGGCAUUAAACACGUAACCGGUUCAGUGGAACAUCCGCAAACGAACGGACAAACGGAGGCCGCGAAUAAAGCUAUACUCAUUGAAUUGAAGAAGCGACUCGGCGAAGCCAAAGGUUUAUGGGUGGAAGAACUACUUGAAGUCUUAUGGGUGUACAGAUGCACCCCACACGACUCCACCGGGGACACUCCAUUCAACUUAACUUACGACACUGAUGCCAUGCUCCCAGUCGAGGUCGGAGAGCCCUCCCUGCGCCGACACAUCACCAAUCUAACACUUAAUGAUGAGCAGCUGCGGUUGAAUCUCGACACCUUGCCCGAGCGUCGAGAAGUCACCACCGUUCGUGUUGAAGCUUAA